This is a messenger RNA of Lottia gigantea (owl limpet), 12711 nucleotides long. RefSeq lists its product as hypothetical. Gene Ontology annotation, cellular component: dynein complex. NCBI's taxonomy places the organism in Eukaryota, Metazoa, Mollusca, Gastropoda, Lottiidae. Gene Ontology annotation, biological process: microtubule-based movement. Bases 1 to 11829 code for a protein of 3942 amino acids. The transcript is spliced from 66 exons. The record is from RefSeq and is a predicted model, not a curated record. Gene Ontology annotation, molecular function: ATP binding; calcium ion binding; minus-end-directed microtubule motor activity.
AUGUUUUUUAUCUGUACAGGAGAAUCCAGGAGAAAGAAGGCCAAGAAGUUAAAACCAAUAGAUGCUAAAACAGGAAAUAUUGAACAGUUUAAACAGCCAAAGAAAGAUAGAGAACAGUUUCGGAAAGCUCUUGUUGAUAUAAUUAUUUUACCCAAGAGUAGUACAGCAUCAAUAAGUGGAGAGUUACCUCCCUUGUCUCGUACAGGCUCACCUACAACUGCUGAGAAAGAUAUUUUACGCUAUUAUUAUUAUAUACAUAAUGGUAUUGAUACCGAACAUGUGGCGCCAAUGGAAGAUUCCUGGUUAGAGAAUGUCUUGGAUUUGGUGCCAUUUAAUCUGAGGGGAGGCCAUGAGGAAACUAUUGAAUCUCUAUCAGAUGAAAUGAGAGAAGAUUAUUUAUUGAGUGUUAAAAAAGCUAUUGUUGAUUUUGUGUUGAAAGAUCCACGUGAGAAAGAUGAAGAUAAGAAAGAGAAAUUACCUCCACAUCGUGAAGAAUUAGCUAUAGUACCCAAACCAUGGAAUAGAUCUUACUGUAUAUCUAAUGAUCUUAUUUCACAGAAUCUAUUUGUUACCAAUCCUUGUAUGAUGCAGGUUUUAGAUUUAUGGCAUGUAUCAUUCAGUGGACUAAGAUUUAUAGAUAUUGAAGAAUUCCAUACCAGAGAAGAAUCUAUGGAACUUCAGACAUUUCAGAAUUUAUGUAUGAGACAUAUUGAUGCUGCUAAGGAAAGGCUGAUGAAAAAAUGGUUUCCAGAAGUUCAGACAAUAUUUUACCAAGGAAACAAAAGAAAACAAGUACCAAGUAAUCAAGACCUAGAUAAACUAGAAUCAUUUUUUAACUGUGCAGCUACUUUAAUGACAGAAAAUCUUCAGCAGUUAACAUUGAAUUCACUGAAUGAUUUUACAGAUUUAUUAGUUCAACCUUCAACAUCAACCAGAGCAUUUGAACAUUCAGGUUUUAUUUUACGAAUGAUAUUAGAUGAUACAACUAUUAAGUUUGAACCACAGUUUAAAGAUUUUGAAGUAGUUUUAUUGAACGUGUAUGAUGUCAUAUUGAAGGCAUCUUGUGUAAUACCUAGAGUUGAAACUAAGUUAUACUCAGAAUGGAAUGGCAGUAAAUCAAAGCCUGUGUUAAAGCCAGUGGUGUUAGAUGCCAUCUUGGAACGUCAUAAACAGAAAGUUCGAGAUCUGAUCAAAAGAGAAUCUCAACUGCCAGUAGAACAUUGUAAAGUUUAUGAGAAAUAUAAUUUCUUAAUCAGCAAACAGGCUGAUAUAGAUGUAGAACAGUUUAUGACAAAAGAAGAACAUUCGUUUGAUGAUUAUGCGAAGGAGGUUGAUAAAUAUCACAAACUGAUAGAAGAUGUUUCCUAUAACUCACAGAAAAUAGUUCGUGUUGGAAUGUUUGAGAUCCAUAGUGAAGAGUUGAUUAGAGCUCUGGCUAAAAGAGCAGAUGCUUUAAAGAGUAAACUCCUAAUGAGAAUGUGUAAAGAUCAUCAAGAAGCUAACAAAGCAUUAUGCAAUGAUUAUGAAGCUAUAGCAGAAAAAGCUCUAACAACUCCUGCCAAUACAGAGGCCUUGAUGGAAUUAAAGGCUUAUAUAGAGAAAGUGGAAUCAGAUACAAUAUUUGUAAUGGAAAAACGUCUAUCAGAAUCUAAAGAUCGUCUCACCUUUCUGUCUGAUUUUGCUCAGUUUUCACCAGCAGAAAUGAGAUUAAAUUCUCAAGUAUUUACUUGGCAUGGAAGAAUGCCUGCUGUGUUUGAGGAACACAAAUUGAUCUGCUCUGAGAAGAGAGGCCAAUAUGAAGAAGCACUUCAGUUGAAACGAGAAAGAUUUACAGAAGAAUUAGAAAGUUACCAGAAACAAGUUGAAGAGUUCCAACAAUUUGGUGAUAUGACAGAAAUACAGAGAUACCUACGUAAAGCACAAGCUUUAGAUACUAAACUACAAGCAGCAGCUGAUAAGAUUGAAGCAUUUAAUACGGAAGAGGAAGCGUUUGGCUGGGAGACAACGGCUUAUCCACAGAGACAAACCGUUAUCAAUACACUCAAACCUUAUCUCACUUUAUAUGAAACUACCGUCGACUUCAAUACUAAGUAUAAGUAUUGGAUGGAUGGUCCGAUGAGUGGUGUCAAUCCUGAUGAUGUAGAUGCUGAAGUAGGUAAUAUAUGGAGAGGAUUAUAUAAAUUAGAAAAAACAUUUGAAAAUGUCCCUGCUGCUAAAAAGAUUGUUGGAAAGGUCAAGACCAAAGUGGAUGAGUUUAAAGGUCACAUGCCAUUGGUACAGACACUAUUUAACCCUGGUUUACGUGACAGACAUUGGGAACAAAUCUCUGAAAUGGCUGGAUAUACCAUAAAACCUGACGAAAACUCAUGUUUAUCUAAAUUUGUGGACAUGAACCUAGAGCCAUACAUUCCUAAAUUUGAAGGAAUAAGUGAGGCUGCUAGCAAGGAAUAUUCUCUGGAGAAAGCCAUGGAAUCCAUGAAGAAUGAAUGGGCACCAUUUGAAUUUACUAUUAUACCAUAUCGAGAAUCUGGUACUUCUAUUUUGUCAUCUGUUGAUGAUAUUCAACAAGUUCUAGAUGAUCAUAUUGUUAAAACUCAAACAAUGAGAGGCUCACCAUUUAUUAAACCAUUUGAAGCCGAGAUCAAAGAAUGGGAGACCAAGUUAAUGUUAUUACAAGAUAUUCUAGAUGAAUGGUUAAAAGUACAAGCAACAUGGCUUUAUUUAGAGCCUAUUUUUAGCUCACCUGAUAUUAUGGCUCAGAUGCCUGAAGAAGGGCGAAGAUUUUCUACAGUUGAUAAAAAUUGGCGAGAUAUCAUGAAGUCAGCUGUAGUUGAUAAACAUGUUCUAGCUGUCCUCAAGAUAGACAAAAUUCUUGAAAAAUUCAAAAAAUCUAAUGAAUUGUUAGAAUUGAUUCAGAAGGGUUUGAAUGAAUAUUUAGAAAAGAAAAGAUUAUAUUUCCCUCGAUUUUUCUUCUUGUCUAAUGAUGAAUUGUUAGAGAUUCUAUCUGAAACUAAAGAUCCAAUGAGAGUGCAACCCCAUUUGAAGAAAUGUUUUGAAGGUAUUGCUAAGUUAGAAUUUACAGAUGUACUAGAUAUUACCCAUAUGAAGAGUAGUGAAGGUGAAAUUGUACAGUUAAAAGAUGUGAUAUCCACAUCUAAAGCUCGUGGUCAAGUUGAAAAAUGGCUGCUAGAGUUAGAAGUUGACAUGAUAGGAUCGCUACAUAAGGUUAUUGGUGAAUCCAUGGAAGCAUAUAAAAACACAAACCGUAUUGAGUGGGUUAAGGUUUGGCCAGGUCAGGCGGUUCUUUGUGUCUCACAAGCAUACUGGACAACAUUUGUUAAUGAUGCAUUAGAAACAGGUCCAGAAGCUAUGCAGACUUAUCUUGAGUUGAACAACUCUCAGAUCAAUGAUAUUGUAGAUCUAGUAAGAGGCAAACUGUCCAAACAGAACCGUGUUACCUUACAAGCUUUGAUCGUACUUGAUGUACAUGCUAGAGAUGUGUUGACAUUAUUAGUCAAAGAUGGUGUCCAGAAUAAUUUGGAUUUUAACUGGUUGAGUCAACUUCGAUACUAUUGGGAGGAUGGUAAUAUGAUUACUAGAAUGAUCAACUCUAUGUUGAAGUAUGGUUAUGAAUAUUUGGGUAAUUCUGGGCGUUUAGUCAUCACUCCUCUAACUGAUAGAUGUUAUAGAACAUUGUUUGGUGCUCUCCAUCUCCAUCUUGGUGGUGCACCAGAAGGUCCUGCUGGUACUGGUAAAACAGAAACAACUAAAGAUUUAGCUAAAGCUGUUGCUAAACAAUGUGUUGUAUUCAAUUGUUCAGAUGGUUUGGAUUAUAUUGCUCUUGGAAAAUUCUUUAAGGGUCUGGCAUCGUGUGGGGCAUGGUCCUGUUUUGAUGAGUUUAACCGAAUUGAUCUUGAGGUAUUGUCUGUUGUUGCCCAACAGAUUCUUACAAUUCAAAGAGGUAUUAGCUCUGGAGCAGACUCUCUCCUGUUUGAAGGGACAGAAAUAAAACUGGAUCCUACUUGUUCUGUCUUUAUUACUAUGAACCCAGGUUAUGCUGGACGUUCUGAUCUACCUGAUAAUCUUAAGGCUCUGUUCCGUACAGUAGCUAUGAUGGUACCAGAUUAUGCUAUGAUUGCUGAGAUAUCCCUGUAUUCCUGUGGGUUCGUUGUUGCCAGACCACUGUCAGUGAAGAUUGUAGCUGUAUAUAGGCUGUGUUCAGAACAGCUCUCUUCACAACAUCAUUAUGAUUAUGGUAUGAGAGCUGUUAAAUCUGUCUUAACUGCUGCUGGUAAUCUCAAGUUGAAGUAUCCAGAAGAAGAUGAGAAUAUUUUGAUGUUACGAUCUAUUAUUGAUGUUAAUUUACCCAAAUUCUUAAAUCAUGAUUUACCCCUGUUCCAUGGUAUAACUUCUGAUCUAUUCCCUGGUAUUAAACUACCAACACCAGAUUAUGAAAUCCUGAAUGAAGCCAUCAAAGAAAACUGUAUCAAAAUGAAUCUACAAUGUACAAAUUUCUUCUUGGAAAAGAUUCAGCAGAUCUAUGAAAUGAUGAUAGUACGACAUGGUUACAUGAUAGUAGGAGAACCAUUUGGUGGUAAAACAGCAGCUUAUAGAGUGCUAGCAGGUGCUCUUAAUGACAUACAUGAGAAGGGUCUUAUGGAUGAAAAUAAGGUGCAGAUCACCAUUAUCAAUCCUAAAGCUAUUACUAUGGGUCAGUUGUAUGGUCAGUUUGAUCCAGUAUCUCAUGAAUGGUCAGAUGGUAUUCUAGCUGUUUCUUACAGAGCCUUUGCCUCAUCUACAACCCCAGAUCGUAAAUGGUUGAUAUUUGAUGGCCCAGUAGAUGCAGUAUGGAUUGAGAAUAUGAACACUGUGUUAGAUGACAAUAAAAAACUAUGUUUAAUGAGUGGUGAAAUUAUCCAGCUGGCUAACACUACUAACUUGAUGUUUGAACCAAUGGAUUUAGAAGUUGCUUCACCAGCUACUGUAUCAAGAUGUGGUAUGAUCUAUAUGGAACCUUCCUCUCUGGGUUGGAGACCAUUAGUUAAAUCCUGGUUACACACACUACCUUCAACAUUUACAGACAACUAUAAAACAGUUAUAAAUGAUCUAUUUGAAAGGUUUAUUGAUCCUUUAUUACGAGUUGUACGUAAAGGAGGGGUUAAGGAAUUAUCACCAACUAAUGAUUCUAAUUUGGUGAAAUCAUUGAUGAAUUUAAUGGAUUGUUUAUUUGACGAGUUCCAAGAUGAGGCUAAGAUUGCUCAACUGGAAGAAAGGGAGAUAACAACGUGGCUGGAGAGUAUCUUUUUCUUUGCUACAACUUGGUCAAUUGGUGCCAGUUCAGAUGAUAUGGGACGAGUUAAAUUUGAUAAAAUCUUCAGAGAACUUAUUUCUGUAAGUAUGACAGAGGAAACUAGAAAGAUGUUAGUAUUGUCAGAUCUUGUGGAACCUCCUAUGAAACCCUAUUUGAAUCCCUUCCCACCAAAAGGAAAAGUUUAUGAUUAUAGAUUUAUUAAAGAGGGUGCUGGUAAAUGGGUAUUGUUUUCUGAAGAAAUAAAAGACAGUCCACCAAUACCUAAAGAUGCAGCCUUCAAUGAGAUAAUAGUACCUACUAUAGAUACAGUACGAUAUACCUAUCUCAUGAGUUUACUGAUUUUACAUGAAAAACCCAGUUUAUUUGUGGGCCCAACUGGUACUGGAAAAUCCUGCUAUAUUAUUGAAUUUUUAUUGAAUAAGUUAGACAAGACCUUGUAUAAACCUAAUAUUAUCAACUUCUCAGCUCAAACCAGUGCUAAUCAGACACAGAAUAUCAUCAUGUCUAAACUAGAUAAGAGAAGAAAGGGAGUGUUUGGACCUCCUCUUGGUAAAAAAGCUGUUGUGUUUGUGGAUGAUUUGAACAUGCCUAUAAGAGAAGUAUAUGGUGCUCAACCACCUAUAGAAUUAAUACGACAAUGGCUAGAUCAUUGGAAUUGGUACGAUCUAAAAGACACAACACCUAUUAAACUUAUUGAUAUACAGUUUAUGGGUGCUAUGGGACCUCCAGGUGGUGGUAGAAAUCAAGUUACCCCACGAUUUUUACGUCACAUGAAUACAGUAACUAUCAAUGAAUUUGAUGAUGAUACUAUGAAUACUAUAUUUAGACGUAUAAUGGAUUGGCACAUAACAUCUAGAGGUUUUAGUAACGAGUUUAAACCAUGUAUAGAUCAAAUUGUGCAUGCAACAUUACAAGUUUAUAAAGAAGCUAUGGAGAACCUUCUACCAACACCAGCUAAAUCACAUUAUCUAUUUAAUUUACGAGAUUUUAGUCGUGUGAUUCAGGGGGUAUUACUCUCUACUCCUGAUACCAUGGAAGAACCCAGCUCUAUGAAACGUCUCUGGAUUCAUGAGGUAGUGUAUCGUGUGUUUUAUGACAGAUUAGUGGACUCAACAGAUCAUACCUGGUUCUAUAAUCACCUACGUGAAGUAUCCAAAUCUAAACUAAAAGAAGACUUUGAUCAAUUGCUCAUUCACUUGGAUAGAGAUAAUGAUGGAAAACUGACUGAGGAUGAUCUCCGAAGCUUAAUUUUCUGUGAUUUUUCUGAUCCUAAAUCUGACAAGAAGGACUAUUUGGAGGUUCAUGAUUUGGAACAACUACGUCGUGUAGUGGAAGUAUAUUUAGAAGAAUUUAACAACAUGAGUAAAAAGCCUAUGAACCUUGUCCUCUUUAGAUUUGCCAUUGAGCAUGUAUCAAGAAUUGCCCGUAUAUUAAAACAACCAAGAAGUCAUGCUUUAUUAGUUGGUGUAGGAGGUUCUGGGCGUCAAUCAUUAACACGUCUGGCUGCUCACAUGGCAGACUAUGACUUAUUCCAGGUUGAAAUAACUAAGAGUUAUACUCAAUAUGAAUGGAGAGAAGAUUUGAAAAGAAUUUUAAGAAAAUCAACAGAAACUGAUAAUCAUGCUGUAUUUCUCUUCUCUGAUACUCAGAUCAAACAAGAAUCAUUUUUAGAAGAUAUCAAUAAUUUAUUGAAUGCUGGUGAAGUACCAAAUCUUUACCCAUUGGAUGAAAAACAGGAAAUUUGUGAAAAGAUGAGACAAAUUGAUAGACAAAGAGAUAAAACAAAGCAAACAGAUGGCUCUCCGGUGUCUUUAUUUAACUUCUUUAUCUCAAGAGUUAGAGAUCAACUUCAUGUUGUUCUGGCUAUGAGUCCUAUAGGUGAUUCAUUCCGUAACAGAUUGAGAAAAUUUCCUUCACUUGUUAAUUGCUGUACAAUAGAUUGGUUCCAGUCUUGGCCAGAAGAUGCUUUACAGGCUGUAGCAAUGCGGUUCCUGGAAGAGAUAGAAAUGCCAGAUGCUGAGAAGAAUGGAUGUAUUAGUAUGUGUAUUAGAUUCCAUACCUCUACUCGAGAUUUAUCUGAUAGAUUUUUACUUGAGUUAGAACGACAUAACUAUGUGACCCCUACAUCCUAUCUAGAAUUAAUCAAUACAUUUAAAACUUUACUGGAUAAAAAGAGAGGUGAAGUUAUGAAACAGAAACAGAGAUAUGAAGUAGGUUUAGAAAAAUUAGAUUCAGCAGCAUCCCAAGUAGCUGUUAUGCAGAAAGAGUUGACAGAUCUGCAGCCUCAGUUGGUAGAGGCCAGUAAAGAAGUAGCAGAAAUUAUGAUAACGGUUGAGAAGGAAUCCGUUGAAGUAGCUAAGGUUGAGAAGGUUGUAAAAGCUGAUGAAGCUGUAGCUAAUGAACAAGCUAAAGCUGCCCAAGCCAUCAAAGAUGACUGUGAUAGUGAACUAAGUGAAGCUAUCCCAGCUUUAAAUGCUGCUAUUGCUGCUUUAAAUACUCUCACACCCCAGGAUAUAACAUUAGUAAAGAGUAUGAAAUCACCACCUGCUGGUGUACGUCUGGUUAUGGAAGCUAUCUGUGUAUUGAAAGGUGUCAAGGCUGAAAAAGUACCUGACCCGUCUGGUUCAGGAAAGAAAAUUGAAGACUUCUGGGGUCCAUCCAAAAAAUUACUGGGUGACAUGAAGUUCUUAGAAUCACUAUACAAUUUUGAUAAGGAUAAUAUCCCUGUAUCAAUAAUGAAAAUUAUUCGAUCUAAGUAUAUGACAAAUCCUGAUUUUGAUCCAGAGAAAGUAAAAGUAGCCUCCACAGCUUGUGAAGGUCUGUGUAAAUGGGCUAGAGCUAUGGAUGUCUAUGAUAGAGUUGCUAAAGUUGUUGCUCCUAAGAAAGAAGCUUUGAAGAAAGCCCAGGGUGAAUUGAAUGUUGCCAUGGCAUCCUUAGAAAAGAAACGUGCCUCUCUACGAGAAGUACAAGAGAAGUUAUUCAAACUAGAAGAACAACUAGCUAAAAACAAACAGAAGAAGGUAGAUUUAGAAAAUGAAGUAGAUCUGUGUUCUAAGAAAUUAGAGAGAGCUGAACAGUUGAUUGGUGGACUUGGUGGUGAAAGAGACAGAUGGAGUGUGGCUGCUAGAGAACUGGGGAAAAAAUACAUCAAUUUAACUGGUGAUGUUUUAGUUUCUUCUGGUAUAGUGGCUUAUCUUGGUGCCUUUACAUCAGCUUUUAGAAUGGAUCAAUCUACCCAAUGGAUAUCGGAAAUUAAGAGUAAUGGUAUUCCCUGUUCUGAUGAUUUCUCACUGGUCAAUACUCUGGGAGAACCUGUUAAAAUACGAGCCUGGAAUAUUGCUGGAUUACCAACUGAUAAUUUCUCUGUGGAAAAUGGAAUCAUUAUCAGUAAUGGACGACGUUGGCCUUUGAUGAUUGAUCCCCAGGGUCAGGCUAAUAAAUGGGUCAAGAAUAUGGAGAAAGCGAAUAAUUUACAUGUGAUAAAACUCAGUGAUGCAGAUUUUGUUCGAACUCUGGAGAAUUGCAUCCAGUUUGGAACUCCAGUAUUGCUUGAGAAUAUUCAAGAAGAAUUGGACCCACUAUUAGAACCUCUACUAUUAAAACAGACAUUUAAACAGGGUGGUAGUAUUUGUAUUAAAUUAGGUGAUAGUACUAUAGAGUAUUCACAAGAUUUUAAAUUCUACAUCACAACUAAACUACGUAAUCCACAUUACUUACCAGAAACAUCAGUUAAAGUAACAUUGUUGAAUUUUAUGAUCACACCAGAAGGUUUAGAAGAUCAAUUGCUAGGUAUUGUGGUUGCCAAGGAGAGACCAGAAUUGGAGGAAGAAAAGAAUGCUUUGAUUAUCCAGUCAGCAGAUAAUAAGAGACAAUUACAAGAAAUUGAAGACAAGAUUUUAGAAGUUUUGUCGAGUUCAGAAGGAAACAUUCUAGAAGAUGAAACAGCCAUUAAAGUUUUGUCAUCUUCUAAGAAACUGGCUAACGAGAUUUCUGAAAAACAAGCCAUUGCUGAUGAAACUGAAAAGAAGAUUGAUACAGCUCGUUUAGGAUAUAAACCAAUCGCCAUUCACAGCACCAUAUUAUUCUUUUCCAUCGCAGAUUUAGCAAAUAUUGAACCUAUGUAUCAAUAUUCCUUAACAUGGUUCAUUAACCUUUUCGUCAUGUCGAUAGAAAACGCAGAGAGAUCAGACGACUUGGAAACACGCCUUGGAAAUCUACAUAAUCACUUUACAUACUCUUUGUAUUGUAACGUCUGUAGAUCACUGUUUGAAAAGGACAAGUUACUGUUCUCAUUUUUACUGUGUGUAAAUAUCUUGAAACAUAACAAGGAGGUUGAUGAUGAUGAAUGGCGAUUCUUACUGACUGGUGGUAUUGGCCUAGACAAUCCCCAUAGCAACCCAACAACAUGGCUACCCAGUAAAUCUUGGGAUGAGUUAUGUCGUCUAGAUGAUAUGCCCAGAUUUAAAGAUAUUCGUAAAAAGUUUGUCAACUAUAAAGAUGCAUGGAAGGUUCUUUAUGAUAGCCCAGAGCCACAUCAUGAAAAGCAUCCAGGGGAGUGGAAUGAUCGUCUUGGAAUGUUCCAGAAAAUGUUAGUUCUGAGAUGUCUACGACCAGAUAAGGUCAUACCAGCUGUCCAAGAAUUUGUCACAGAGAAAAUUGGUAAAAAAUUCAUUGAGCCUCCACCGUUUGAUUUAGCUGGUUCCUAUGGUGACAGUACCUGUAUAGCACCAUUGUUAUUUAUCUUAUCUCCUGGUGCUGAUCCUAUGGCUGCUUUAUUGAAAUUUGCAGAUGACCAGGGCUUUGGAGGUGCCAAAUUUGAUUCUCUGUCCUUGGGUCAAGGUCAAGGUCCAAUUGCUUUGAAAAUGAUAGAGAAAGGUAUUAAAGAGGGGACAUGGGUCAUGUUACAGAAUUGUCAUCUGGCUGCAUCCUGGAUGCCUACCCUUGAGAAGAUUUGUGAGGAAUUAAAUCCUGAAACAACUCAUCCUGAUUUCCGGUUGUGGUUGACAAGUUACCCAUCAACAACUUUUCCAGUAUCCAUCUUACAAAAUGGUGUCAAGAUGACCAAUGAACCACCAAAAGGAUUACGAUUUAAUAUUAUUAAAUCUUACAUGUCAGAUCCUAUAUCUGACCCAGAAUUCUUUAAUGGUGUCAAAUUAGAAAAAGAAUUUAGGAAGAUGUUGUAUGGUUUAUGUUUCUUCCAUGCCUUGGUACAAGAAAGACGUAAAUUUGGUCCACUAGGAUGGAAUAUACCCUAUGAAUUUAACGAAACUGAUUUACGUAUCAGUACUCAACAACUUGCUAUGUUUUUAAAUGACUAUGAUACUGUACAAUUUGAUGCUCUACGAUAUUUAACUGGAGAAUGUAAUUAUGGAGGUCGUGUAACUGAUGAUUGGGAUAGACGUACAUUGUUAACCAUAUUAAAUAAGUUCUACUGUAAAGAAAUUACAGAAGAUGAUCAAUAUCAUUUUGAUCAUUCUGGAAUUUAUUAUGCACCACCAGAAGGAGAUCAUGAAAGUUAUAUUAAUUACACCCAUAAUCUACCAUUGAAUCCAUCCCCAGAGAUAUUUGGUAUGCAUCCUAAUGCUGAUAUUAAAAAAGAUCAGACAGAAACACAAUUAUUGUUUGAUAAUAUUCUAUUGACACAGGCUAAAGCAUCUUCAGAAGGUGGAAAAUCAACUGAUGAUGUAGUAGAUGAAGUAGCAGCAGAUAUUUUAAGUAAAUUACCACCGAAUUUUGACAAUGAUGCUGCUCUACGUAAAUAUCCUACAUCUUAUAAACAGAGUAUGAAUACUGUAUUAGUUCAAGAAAUGGUUCGCUUUAAUCGUCUUGUAGAAGUUGUCAGAUCAAGUCUUUCCAAUAUCAGAAAGGCCAUUAAGGGUCUAGUUGUAAUGUCAGCAGAAUUAGAAGAAGUUGUAUUGAGUAUAUUAAAGGGAAAAAUACCAGGAAUGUGGAUGAAGAGGUCUUAUCCAUCUUUAAAACCAUUGGGAAGUUAUGUUACUGAUUUCUUAGCCAGAUUAAAAUUCUUACAGGAUUGGUAUGAUAAUGGACCACCAAGUACCUUCUGGCUAUCAGGGUUUUUCUUCACACAAGCUUUCUUGACGGGAGCUCAACAAAAUUAUGCCAGAAAAUACACAAUACCUAUAGAUUUACUAGGUUUUGACUAUGAAGUAUUAGAAGAUAAAGAAUAUCCAGUUGCACCUGAUGAUGGUGUGUAUGUAUAUGGAUUAUUUCUGGAAGGAGCACGAUGGGAUCGAAAAACAAAAAAACUGAACGAAUCUCUUCCUAAAGUUCUUUUUGACAGUAUGCCAGUGAUGUGGAUUAAACCAAUCAAAAGAUCUGAUCUUGUGGAAGAUAAUUCCUAUAAAUGUCCAGUAUACAAAACAAGUGAACGGCGAGGAACAUUGUCCACCACUGGUCAUUCUACAAACUUUGUUAUUGGCAUGAUGAUUCCAUCUAAUAAACCACAGAAACACUGGGUGGGGCGUGGAACAGCUCUACUCUGUCAAUUAGAUAACUAAAACUGUUUUAUGGGACCAAAUCUCACUGUGAUUAUGAGGAAAUGUUUCCAAAAUUUAUUUUUAAAUUAAGUCUUGAGAAAGGCUUCUUUAAAUUUGUAUAUCUAUAUCCGUCCAAGCAGCUCCUAUAUUUGAAUUAUUUUUUAUAAUGUCCUUACUUAUAUUGUGUGUCAGCAUUAUGCAUAUGAAACAAUUGGAUAAGAUAUUAAGGCUGGAAUUGUUUCUCUUGUUGUUUUUAACUGCUGAUAACUUAAUUUUUCCAAAAAAGAUAGAAUGAUCUCAUCUGAAAAUUCCAAAUUACUGUUUUCCUGAAAAUUAAAAUAUUUAAAUAGCAGAGUUCAUUAAAUCAGUUUACAGACUGAUGAUUUCUGUCUUGUUUUAUAUAAAUAGUUUAUACUGCUGACUGUAAAAUAUAUCUGUGAUAAAAAAUAUUAUUGUAUAUAUACAUGAUUAAUUCAAAUCAAAUAUAUUUAUUAGUUUUAUUUAUUGAUUUUUCAAGUUUUUAUUUUUAUUAAGCUUUUGUGAUUCACUCUUAAAUUUGUAUAAGAGAAAACAUACAAUCUGCCAUCAGUUGUUACAGUAAUGCCUAGCCUAUUUUCAUGUAUUCAAGGCAGAAUGACUUAAGCUAUUUGUCCACUGUUUUCUUUAAAAUUCUAGAAAGAAAACAAGAUAACAAAAUAAGAGCAUGUAAACUUGACAGCUCUGUACAUAUCUAGGCUACACCAUUGUUUUCAAUCUUUAGCUAGUUUUCAGAUAAGAAUGUUUCUGAAUGUUAGUAUUUUAGAGAAUGAGAGUCCAAGCUGUCAAUAAGUGCUUAGAAAUUUCUAGAUUUUAAUUACUAUUUAAUGUGGUUUGAGAUCUAAAAUAAAAUUUAUAAGCAGAUAU